Tachysurus vachellii is the source of this 5339-nucleotide messenger RNA. RefSeq names its product aryl-hydrocarbon receptor nuclear translocator 2 (gene arnt2). Gene Ontology annotation, cellular component: aryl hydrocarbon receptor complex; transcription regulator complex; nucleus. The record is from RefSeq and is a predicted model, not a curated record. Gene Ontology annotation, molecular function: protein dimerization activity; RNA polymerase II cis-regulatory region sequence-specific DNA binding; DNA-binding transcription factor activity, RNA polymerase II-specific. Gene Ontology annotation, biological process: regulation of transcription by RNA polymerase II. The transcript is spliced from 20 exons. Bases 61 to 2271 code for a protein of 736 amino acids. Lineage: Eukaryota; Metazoa; Chordata; Actinopteri; Siluriformes; Bagridae.
ACGGUUCGUUCGCAAUUCGCCCAUCAUUGGUGUGGUUUUUGUUUUUCCCAUAGAGGCGAUAUGGCAACACCCGCCGCUGUUAAUCCGUCUGAGAUGGGCACAGAUCUUCCUGGGCCGGUGACCAUGGCAGGUGCUGUUGCAGGGCAGGUGAGAAUGGGGGGCAACAUGCCAGGACGAGGGGGCAAGAGGAGAUCGACCGGGAUGGACUUCGAUGAUGAAGACGGAGAAGGGCCGAGCAAGUUUUCAAGGUAUGAUGAUGAUCAAAUGCCUGCUGAUAAGGAACGUUAUGCCAGAGAGAACCACAGUGAGAUCGAGCGACGCCGACGCAAUAAGAUGACGCAGUACAUCACCGAGCUGUCGGACAUGGUGCCCACUUGCAGUGCGCUGGCGCGGAAACCUGACAAGCUCACCAUCCUGCGUAUGGCCGUGUCACACAUGAAGUCCAUGAGAGGAACUGGCAACACGUCCACUGAUGGAGCAUACAAACCCUCCUUCCUCACCGAGCAGGAGCUGAAGCACUUGAUCCUGGAGGCAGCUGAUGGCUUCCUGUUUGUAGUGGCAGCAGAGACAGGCCGUGUGAUCUACGUGUCGGACUCUGUGACCCCCGUGCUGAACCAUCCACAGUCCGAGUGGUUCGGCAGCACCCUGUACGAACAGGUCCACCCUGACGACGUAGACAAACUCCGCGAGCAGCUCAGCACCUCUGAGAACUCCAUGACCGGCCGGAUCCUAGACCUGAAGACUGGGACAGUGAAGAAGGAGGGACAGCAGUCCUCAAUGAGGAUGUGUAUGGGCUCCAGACGCUCCUUUAUCUGCAGAAUGAGGUGCGGCAGCGCUCCACUGGAUCACAUCUCUCUCAACCGCCUGUCGAGCAUGAGGAAGAGAUACAGGAACGGACUCGGGCCGUCAAAGGAAGGCGAGGCUCAGUAUUCAGUGGUGCAUUGCACUGGCUACAUCAAGGCUUGGCCCCCUGCAGGAAUGACAAUCCCGGAAGAGGAUUCAGAAUCAGGCCAGACAAGUAAAUACUGCCUGGUGGCAAUUGGAAGACUUCAGGUGACGAGUUCUCCAGUCUCCAUGGACAUGAAUGGGCUCUCUGUACCGACAGAGUUUCUGUCUCGUCACAACUCGGACGGCAUUAUUACCUUCGUGGAUCCCCGCUGCAUUAACGUGAUUGGCUACCAGCCGCAGGACUUGCUUGGUAAAGAUAUUCUAGAAUUUUGUCAUCCUGAGGAUCAGAGCCACCUAAGGGAGAGCUUCCAACAGGUUGUGAAGCUGAAAGGUCAGGUCUUAUCGGUUAUGUAUCGUUUCCGGAUGAAGAAUCGUGAGUGGAUGCUGAUCAGAACCAGCAGCUUCACCUUCCAGAAUCCAUACUCGGACGAGAUUGAGUACAUCAUCUGCACUAACACAAACGUCAAGCAACUCCAGCAACAGCAGCAGGCGGAACUGGAAGUUCACCAGAGAGACGGCCUGACAGCGUAUGAUCUCUCACAGGUGCCGGUGGGCAACGUGGCGGGCAGCGUUCAUGAAACAGGAAAGAGCAUUGACAAAACAGAGACGCUCUUCUCUCAGGAGAGAGAUCCACGUUUCAGUGACAUGUACACAGGCAUCUCUGGCUCGGAUAAGAAGAUGAUGGUGCCCUCGUCCACUGCAGGAGGACAACAGCUAUAUUCCCAAGGUAGUCCUUUCCAGCCAGGACACUCUGCCAAGAACUUCAGCUCUUCGGUAAUCCACGUUCCCGGAGUAAAUGACAUCCAAUCAUCCGCCGGUUCAGCCGGGCAGAAUUUGGCUCAAAUUUCCCGUCAGAUUAACUCCAGUCAGGUGCAGUGGUCAGGCAGCAGGCCACCGUUCUCCGGUCAGCAGCAGCUCCCGGCUCAGUCCAGUAAAGCUCAAUCUUCCCCAUUCGCCAUCGGCUCAAGCCACAGCUACCAGGCCGACCCGUCUUCUUACAGCCCGCUGUCCAGUCCAGCCACUUCCUCUCCCAGCGGCAACGCCUACUCCAGCCUGACCAAUCGCAGCACUGCAUUUGAUGUUGCAGGCGAGGGCAGCCAGAGCGGCGCUCAGUUCCCUGGUCGGCCGUCUGAGGUGUGGUCUCAGUGGCAGAGUCAGCAUCACAGCCAGCAGAGCGGAGAGCAACACACACACACUCAGCCCAGCCAGUCUGAGGUGUUCCAGGACAUGUUGCCUAUGACUGGAGACCCAACGCAAGGAACCGCCAACUACAACAUUGAAGAUUUUGCUGAUUUGGGCAUGUUCCCUCCGUUUUCUGAGUAACAGCAGACUAAAUUGCUCUCUGGGUCAUUUUUAUUUUCUUGAGUUUUUAUGAUUAUCAUUUCAAACGUUGUCAUCAUUAAGAUCGGUAAAACAAAUACACUGCCAUGUUAUGCAUCUCUUGAAACAAAAUGAACAUCUUCCUGUAAAUGUACACAAAGAAAAUGUCCUGUUUCUUUUUCGGGCAAUCUGUAAGCAGUCUAUCUUGUGACUGAUUUAUCUAGUACACGCUAGACAUGUGCCGAUAUAUUCUUUGCACAAACCGUGCAAUGGUCAUAUGAAUCGCAAAUCCAUAAAUAUACACAAAAAGCUACGUAGCCUUAUCAUUUGUGGCUCAGGAUCAAGUGAUAGCUGGGGUAGCUUUAGGGGCAAAGCUGAAGGCUGCAGAUUCCAUGCAUUCUCUGAACCAUAACCAGUGUUGUGUAAAAACAAAUGAAUUACCUUCACACACAGUUAUUUUAACACUAAAUCUACAUAGAAUAAAUAAUUAUGGUUUUUAAUGUUAUUUUCUAUAAUACUUUUACUGGAGGUAUUAACAUUUAUAUUAGAUGUAUUUGUUAAGUACUGAAACACUGAAAGACAUCAGUUUGAUCAGUAAGGAAUUAAAACUGCUAACUGACCCUGGUAUCAAUGUGUGGAAUCACUAGACUUCAUUCAGACGCAAGCACAUCAGUCCAGUGUGUAGGGAUGCAUCGCUAUUAAAAAAAAAAAAAAAAAAUUCAGAUCGCGAGUACAGUGUUUUUUGGUACAAUUUUUACUGAAAUGACAACAAAGCUUAAGGAUUCAUUUAGCACUUUCUUGGUUUAUAUAGCAUCCAUAAAAAGCACGUGUACCUUCAUGCGCUUACGCUACUGGACUCAUUCUUUAUAAAAUUUGCAAAGUUAAUUGUAAAUGAAUGGAAUUACCUAGCUACCGUAUUUAAUCUGGAUCAAAAAGGGGAUGCAGUGGAGAACAACAGGUUUUGUUUCACUUUAAAAAAAAUCACGAUUGUAUAGCGCUAUGUAAAGAUCUUUAUAGUUCUAAUGUGAAAUGAUUUGCAUGAUUUUUGAGCUUUGUGUUUCAUUCAACACAAAGUGGAAAAACAUGGAUGUUUUCCUGUUUGUCUUUUGUUUACAACCAGCUACCCAGCUAACUGUGUUCUACCCCUAACUCGCUCCUCCUCAAACAGUAACUGUAUAGUCAGUGUUAUUAAUUUAACAAGUUAAUGUCUGUAUGUUGAUUGAUAUGAGGCAAACGCUUGUAUAUACAGCACAAAUCCUUUAAAGAUAUACUUUAUGCAGCCAUGAUGAUUUGCCAUCACUCCAUAAACUGGAAGAAACUCAAGAUCGACAAGCAGGACUUUUUGAGAAAGCUGUUUUCUUUUGUUUUUCCUGGUAGGAAUUACAAGUUGUGCCCUUGAGUCGAACGCACCAUUAUUUUCACUCACCUAGCUUUGUCUAUAGAAUUUCUCUCUCACGCAUUGCUGCAGCAAUGAAUUCCUCAUGCUGAGAUUUACUUUGAAGAUGUUUUAUCAUUGCUGGAAUAUGCCUGCAGUAGAACAUUGAGAUUUUUUGCAGUGUAAAGUUUGCAGGCUGCUUUGCUGUGAUUGGCAUUAUUACUUGGAAUUCUGUCCAGAUUUCAGUCAUUUUGUAUCGUCUUUUCUUACAAUAAGCUUUCGUCAAAUGCUGUCACAUUGUGUCUGACUUCAGACAUUUUUUAAGAGCAUUAGUAAAUAUCAGACUGAUACCAGGAUCAUUGUUGAUGCAGCCCUAUUCCAGUGGUUUAAACCUUUAAAUUUGUUCAAUGAAGGGAAGUGGUGGCUCAAGCUGCCAAGCUACACUAUUGGAGGCCCUUAACCCUCCUUGCACUAGGGGUACCGUAUCCGCUCUUCGACUCUGGCUUCCUAACUAGCUGGGAUAUGAAAAAUCUGGGGAAGUGGUAGCCCAAGUGAUUAAGGCUCUGGAUUGUUGAUUGGGGUUCAAGCCCUAGUACCUCCAAGCUGCCAUCUUAGGUCCCUGAUCAAAGUUCUUAACCCUCUACACUCCUGGGACCCUGUAUGCACCCUGCGCUCUGACCCCAACUUCCCCAACAAGUUAGGAUAUGCGAAGAAAGAUUUUUACUGUGCUGUAAUGUAUAUGUGACAAAAAUAAAGGCUUCUUCUUCUAAAGUAAAGAGCUUACAAAAUCCAAAACUUAAAAAAAACAAACCUUAGAGAAGACCGCUGUACUUUUGCUGCUUUCUAGAUUGGACAGUUAGUGCACCUUCUGCCAAAAACAAGCUCCUCCCAAACGAGCAACUAGACACUGCAUAACAAAAUAAUAUUACAAUAAAGAUUGCAAUUUAUCCCUUGUUCAAAUAUCGGCACAUGCCUAGCAUACAUAUUUAAACACUCCUCAAGACAGAUGGCUUAAUGAGAGUCUCUGCUGUAAUAUCAUGUAUGAUAAAGUAUUUUUAGUGUCUCCUGUGAUUUCUAUACUGCACCAGCAUUCUGCUUAGUGUGGCAUAUAUAGUCUAUAUGUAGUGAUGUCCACAAUAUAGAUGAUCUAAUAAUAGUCGUAGAUGGUUAUGUAAACAAAACGUGUUCCAUUUCUAGCAUCAUAUGUGAUGCUUUUUUUUUUUUUUUUUUUUGUUAAACAUUCAAGUGCUCUUCAUCAGCAGCCUCAGUGCAGGAUCUCAGCAUUGCGUGUAAAGCAUGUAUGAUAGUCUCUGUGGCUGCAGCGAUUCUUCAUGACCUUUCCUUUUUAAACUAACAGAUAUUUUAUGGUUUCAAUCUUUUACACAAAGAGUGUAAUACAACUGAAUGAAGGACUGAACUGAACGGAAAAAAAAAACCUUUUUGCUAAAUGAAUUAUGGGCGUUUUUAUGUAAAUACUGUGAUUUUUAAGUCUGUUCACAUACACAGCUCUAUGUGUGCUUGUGUAGGUUUAAUAUCAUUAUGUGCAAUGUCCGUGCGUAUUUAACUCGGUAUUUAGUUAGCCUGGUUAUUGUACAAUGAGUUUAGACUUGUAUACACUGUGUAAAUGUGUCCUGUUCAUUUUUGUGACAAAUUGUGCUUGUGACAAUAAAUGCUCAUUGAAUAUGUGGAUUUCAAA